This is a messenger RNA of Ostrea edulis (European flat oyster), 2704 nucleotides long. RefSeq lists its product as uncharacterized. Gene Ontology annotation, biological process: intracellular signal transduction. Gene Ontology annotation, molecular function: protein binding. The transcript has 8 exons. The record is from RefSeq and is a predicted model, not a curated record. Lineage: Eukaryota; Metazoa; Mollusca; Bivalvia; Ostreida; Ostreidae. The annotation marks the transcript as partial.
AUUUUUUUUUUUUACUAUCCGCCAGUUUCUACAAGGGUUCCGAGAUGUAAGGAAAGUUUUAUAAGCGUCGGGGAAUGGUGUUUCUCGUUCCAUCUUCAAGGUGCCUCUUUUCCAAAAUCUCAAGAGAUUUGUAACGAGAUUGGAGGAGAAAUGGUAGUUUUAGAUUCCGAGGAAAAAGAAAACAUGCUUACUGAGUAUAUGGAAGCUGAAGGUUUCACAUACAAGCUGGCGGUACAAAAUCGAGAGGACCUGUUGAAAUCACACCAAAGGAAGACAAUCGCAGAUAAACAUGGUGAAAGAUUUUGUGACUUUUACAAGAAAUAUAGCGAGGUGAAAUCAACAGAGGAAUUAUAUACUCCCAAUGCAAAGAUUCCCGUGACCUUUAAUGAAUACGACCGGGCCAACUUAACAACACCCCUCGGUUUCUCUGUCAAGCUAUCUUCUAUCCCCAAUGCAGGACUAGGAGCAUGGGCGACAACUGGUGUCCCUAUUUAUAACGUUCUGGGUGUUUAUGAAGGAGAAGAAUUCUUUGACGAUAGCGAAUAUUUGUAUGGAUGGACACUGAACGUUGACGAUGAACAUGCGAUGACACAUUUUGUGGAUGGUGCCUCCCCGGCCAAAAGUAACUGGUUGCGAUAUUUAAACUGUGCCAGGAAUGACAAGGAGGAAAAGGUUAAUGUUGUACUGUGUGAUGAUUUAGUAUUUUACAUGACGUCAAGAGAUGUGGCGCCAAAUACAGAGUUACUCAUGUGGUACGGCACAUGGUAUGGCAAGAAAUUUGGAAUCAGAAGGGUGCACCCAGAAGAUGAUCUUGAUCUUGAUGAUGCUUUCUAUAUUCGUGUAAGCAGCUUAAGACAAGAUUUCCCUGGUAAAUAUAGUUUCCAUGACAAUUCUACUGCAACAUACACCAACUGGAUUCCAAAGAAAUAUAACAGACUUCGAGAACGAGAAUAUUGGCGAGACGUUGAGGAACCUUUUGGAUUAUUACUUUCGUAUUUAGACGGACAAUGGAACUGGGUUCCCGAAAAAGAUUAUUCGUACUUCACUGAUAAAUCGGUUGCCAUGGCAGAUUUUGGUGGGACAUGGCAGGACAAUGGUCAAAAUCAUGGUGACCAGAUGGAUUUGUGUGAAGAGCUUUUGGAGGCCAUUUGGUUCAACAAACUUGAUGAAGUCUCAAAACUGAUUGAAGAUGGUGCUGAUAUUAAUAAGAUAAGAAUGGUUUUUCAAGAUGAACCUAUUUCUCCCUUAAGCUUAGCAUGUAAAAUGGGACAUGUAGAUAUUGUGAAAAUCCUCACUCAAAGGAAAGCUGAUUUGAAUAUGUCAGGCCAUGAUGGGAAGACUGCCAUGCACUAUACAUGUGAAGGAGAUGAGCGAAGGGAUGAAAAGAGGGAGCAUUUAUUGGAGAUUUUGGGCUUUCUGAUUAAAAAUGGUGCUAAUAUGGAGGCCAUGAACAAUAUGGGAUGUACUCCACUGUUUUCUGCUUGUGAGGCGGAUGAUGUGGAUAUGGUGAAACUCUUGGUUCAGUCCUGCUGUGAAGUGAGUGUACAAUCAGUGAAUGGGGAUUCCCCCAUGAAAGUUGCAUGCAGGAAUGCCAAGUUCUGGACUUACUGGCACAGUAGGGAAAUGUCAAUGAGCAGUGCACAAAGUAACCCAAAUAAUUUUCCACCAGUUCAGAUUACCAAGGUAUUACUGCAUGCUAAUGCAGAUAUCUCAGAAGCCACCCUUCUUCCCACUGCUGUGCAGUUUGGUGACCUAAAACUUGUCAAAGAACUAAUUGAUCUAGGUAUGGAUAUUAAUAUGCUGGAUGACAAUAUGUGUACGCCCCUUGGUUCAGCAUGUACAUGUGUGAAUGUGAAAACAGAGGUAGUAAAAUUGCUUCUUGAUUGUGGUGCUGACAUCAAUAGAGGAGGUGGAUGGAGGAAGCAAAAACCAAUUAUCUUUGCCUAUGUCCAUAACUCUGUGGAUAAAAUCAAACUUUUGCUGUCUUACGGAGCCACAUUAACAAGGGAAGAAAUGACAAAUUUAGUGUCACUCUCAUUUUCAAAAUCAAUUCUGGAAAAUCCUGAAGUCAUAACCCCAUGGAGCAAAGAGCUUAUGUCAUGGAACUUGUUACUGGCGGCAGGAUUCAUUCCUAUCGAUAAUGAUCCAGUUCUUGCCAAUAAACUGGACCAACUACGCCUGUGCAGCAGUUUUGAUAAAAUUAGUCCAUGGAUAUGGGAUAUGAUAUUUCCUAUGAGUUCAUUAAAAGGUUUGUGUCGUAUUGCAAUCAGAAACAGUUUGAGGACCGCUGUGAAGGAUGUUGCCAUUGAUCAACUUCCGUUGCCUACAGAAAUAAAGAAGUAUCUGCAAUUUUAUGAAUUUUACUUGCCAGAGAAAGCUUCCUCCAGUGAUUCCUAUGGCUCCAGGUCUCCUAACAAACCACCUUCUACAUAAUGUUUAUUUAGAUUUUACAACUAUAUUUGUAUCUCGCAUGGAUUAAAGAAUUGAGUGUUAAUGAAGAUAAUUUUUUGUCAAAUUACCAUACAAUUUUAUAGUCUUUAAUAUAUGUACACUAGAAUAUUGCUUGAGAUUGUGUCAUAAAAUUAGUGCCAUAUUUAGUUGUGAAUUGUAUUAAAAUGGUUGGUUUAUUGUUGAUAACUUAAUACUACGUAAACGAAAUUACUGCAAGUCAAUAUAUUACAAUAAAUAUUGUAAUUUGCUGCUA